Funneliformis mosseae is the source of this 1197-nucleotide messenger RNA. The record is from the annotation of a GenBank genome assembly. Lineage: Eukaryota; Fungi; Glomeromycota; Glomeromycetes; Glomerales; Glomeraceae.
AUGUUUGCAUCUUUCAAUGUUUGUAUACUUCGAGAAAGUGCCAAAAUUCGUCUGAUUUUGAUUGACAUUUACAAAGACAGUAAUGAUAGAAAAUUCUUCCAAGAUGGUACAGAAAAAAACUUGAAUAUAUUUAAAUGUUCACAUCUCAAGAAAUAUAUAUGUGAUGAUAUUGAAGUUGAUUCUAAUGAAGUGAAACUUUUAAGAGUUAAUGUCAAUAGAGAAAAGAUUAAAGAAGAUUUUAACGAGAAUAAAAUUAAAAGUGAACUUCAAGGGAUAUUAAUGGAAGAUCAUAAACUGUUUAAAAAAGCCUUUCAGAAUAAAAGUUCUCAUCUAAAUGAUUAUCAAGGAAUCAGUAUUUCAGGUAGUUCUGAUACUGGAAAAAUGCGACAUAGAUUUGAGAUAAUUAAUAUAAUCAAAGACCUUAAACAAAUUAAGAAUAGUGGUCGUUAUCCUCAUAAUCCAUCAUAUGUAAACAGUGUAGGUCACUACCUAGCAUUGGCAAUUGAUCUUAUUAUUUCACAAAAAAACUACUAUCAAGAAUUUCUACAAUAUUUCAAAGAAUUAGCAAAAAGUUCUACUUUUAAUUUAAUAACAGUCUUACAAGCGAUUCAACAAUCCUGUUCUAUAGAAUCUUGGCAGAACCUUUUAAUUAUCUUACAACUAGAUGAAAUACCAGCCGUGACUGAUUAUAAUGUUUAUGAUAUAUAUAUGUCACCUAUAGAUAUAGAAAAAUCUCUUAACUUUAUGGAUUCUGUAAUAAAUCAUAAAAUGAAAACUUCCAAUAAAUUCACUAAUCCAAUUUCACGUAAUAAUCCAUUAUAUUGUACCUUGGUUGAUUGUGUUAGAGGGAGAAAAGAUCCACAAGAUGUUAUAGAUGAAAAACUAUCUGUUAUCGCAGAUGCUAAUAAUGAUAAGGUAGAAAAUGUAGAUGUUAUAAUAGGCCGUUUCAUCAUAUUAGUUCAUAGACGUAGUAACUUAUCUGACUCAUUAACAUCACAUAUGAAAGAGCAGUAUAAAUUCAGUUCUGCUAUCGAAUCAGGUUUUCCUCUUUCUGAAACGACUGGCAUUGUGUUUAAAAAUCAAUUUCUGGAGUUUAUGGGAAUAUACAGAGAUUUUACAAGAUUUAUUGCUGAAGGAGUAUCAGAAAAGACAAUGGAUGAGGGGGAGGAAGAAUCAGAAAUGUUAAUUGAUGAUUAA